Messenger RNA from Photinus pyralis (common eastern firefly), 1453 nucleotides. Its product is annotated as tRNA pseudouridine(38/39) synthase. The record is from RefSeq and is a predicted model, not a curated record. The transcript is spliced from 8 exons. Gene Ontology annotation, biological process: mRNA pseudouridine synthesis; tRNA pseudouridine synthesis. NCBI's taxonomy places the organism in Eukaryota, Metazoa, Arthropoda, Insecta, Coleoptera, Lampyridae. Bases 103 to 1410 code for a protein of 435 amino acids. Gene Ontology annotation, cellular component: nucleus; cytoplasm. Gene Ontology annotation, molecular function: RNA binding; pseudouridine synthase activity.
GCCACUGGACAUAAAUCGUAAAUCCCCGUCACACGGCAACCAGACACAUCCGACGUGUCUAAAGUGUCAAAAUUAUAACCUCACAUAUUUACUUUUGUAUUAAUGUUUAUAUUUUAUUGUCCGAGGCGCUUGAACGAAGUAGAAAUGGAAAAAAUUGGUAGGAAAAAAAUUCACGGGCACCUGGACAUUACCCAGCUUAGCACCUUCAGCAAAGAGGAUCUAAUUGAUAAAAUUAUUGCAUUACAAUGCCAUAACGUUGAACUGAAAAACAUAAUUGCCAAAUCACAGCAAAGGAAUCAAAAGAGAUCGUAUCCGCCACAGAAACCUUUCGACUUUACGAGGUGUAAGUUUCGGCACGUUCUCCUCCAGGUUUUAUACUUAGGUUGGGAUUACCAAGGCUACGCUUGCCAGGAGGACAGUCUUAAUACAAUUGAGCACUUCCUAUUCGAAGCCUUACUAAAAACCUGCCUGAUCAAGGACCGCCAGUCGUCAAACUAUCACCGCUGUGGCAGGACAGAUAAGGGUGUGAGCGCGUUCGGUCAAGUAAUUUCGUUAGAUUUACGAAGCAAUAAUCAUGAUCUCGAUCGAGAAAUUAAUUAUUGCAUAAUUUUGAAUAAGGUAUUACCACCUGCUAUACGCUGUGUCGCAUGGUGUCCUGUUAGUGACAACUUCAGUGCACGGUUCAAUUGCACUCUCAGGAAGUACAAAUAUUUUUUCCCGAAAGGUUUCUUAAAUAUUCAGAAAAUGGUCGAGGGAACACAAUUCCUCGUAGGAUCCCAUGAUUUCCGAAAUUUUUGCAAGAUGGAUGUCGGAAAUGGUGUAGUAAAAUAUAAUCGGACAAUCACUCACGUAGACAUUCUUCCUUAUAGUUUAAACAAGGAAAAUGAAGAGUACAGCAUGUUUGUGCUCGUCAUACAAGGGCAAGCAUUCCUCUGGCAUCAGAUUAGAUGUAUAAUGGGGGUACUGCUCUUAAUUGGACAAGAAAAGGAGGACCCCUCCAUUGUUAAAGAUCUAUUGGAUGUCGAAAAGCACAGCAGAAAACCGGAUUAUAACAUGGCCAGUGAUAUUCCUCUAAAUUUGUACGAUUGCGAGUACGAACUGGAGAGUAAUUGGAGAUAUGAUGAUAACAAUUUGACUGAUCUUAUUAAAAAGCUCCAGAGCUUUUGGACAUUUCAUGCGAUAAAAGCCAAUAUGGUUGAAAGUAUGUUACUUGACCUUAGGAAACGGUCAGGUAGUACUGUUGACUUGUCUCUGUGUCAAAGCAAUUAUUUAUUGAAUGGAGUGAGGGCUAAGAAGUAUGUUCCAUUGGUGCAACGGCAGAAAUGUGAGAGCUUGGAGAAUAGAAUACAGCAUUUUAUCAAAAGGAGGAAAUUAGAGGGAUCCAAUUCCAGUCCUGUCGUCGAUACAUGAUAGUUUUUUUUUAUGUUUAUAUAGAAUAUACAAUAACCAUGAA